GCAAAAAUCGUGUAAGCUCGACUAAGAUACUGUUCAUUACGACAGCUGAAAGGCAACCAGGACCCUGAAGCCCUCCCUGCCUCUUGCUGCUAGCCAUGGACUUCGGUGAGAAGCAAAAAGCCCUGGUCAUGCAGUCGUGGGAACUCAUACAGCCUAACCUCGGAUACCUCAGCGUCCGAUUCUUCACAGAGAUUCUGGACAACAUCCCUGAGGCAAGAGACAUGUUCUACUUUCUCAAGGACAAGAAGGAUUCCCAUCACAACAAUCACAAGAUGAAGACUCAUGCUCUUGUCCUCUUGAAGUUGACAUGCAAUUCGGUAGUUCGGCUUCAAGAUAAGGGUGAUAUUGCCCUUCCUGAGGACGCCCUAAAAAAGCUUGGGUCGAUUCAUUUGGCGAAAAAUGUCAAGGAUUCUCAUUUUGAGGUCAUGAGGGAAGCUCUACUGAGGAUAGUCCAUGAGGGAGUGGGUGAUCAAUGGAGCGAUGACUUGGGCAAGGCAUGGGAAUUGGGUUAUGAUAAACUUGCAGAUGCUAUUAAGAUGAAGAUGAAAGAAUAGAAGAAGACUUGAACGCUUGUAGUGAUUUUCUCGCUUGAUGCAUUUGCACAUGAAGGAUUAUACAGGGAAGCUUGGGUGUCUGCAUAGCAAAUGAAUAUAUGAUGAAAACCACGAGCUACCAAUGUCUUUUUAAGAGCGAUUUAGUCAAGGCAAGUUGUUUUAUAUAAUUGGAAUUUGGGUUUAUUCAAUACUACCAAUCUUGUUUUAAGUAAGGCAUCUUUAGUUAACAUUGUCAUACUUCAUGUGUUGUGCUGUUAGAUAUGAAAGAUUUGUUGCUCUCGUUGAGACUGGUAAAUGGCUCUUCAUGAUCAUGAAAUGAUGGAUGACAUGCACUUGCAAAAUG
Dendrobium catenatum is the source of this 897-nucleotide messenger RNA. Its product is annotated as non-symbiotic hemoglobin 2. The transcript is spliced from 4 exons. The record is from RefSeq and is a predicted model, not a curated record. Bases 96 to 554 code for a protein of 152 amino acids. Gene Ontology annotation, molecular function: heme binding; oxygen binding. NCBI's taxonomy places the organism in Eukaryota, Viridiplantae, Streptophyta, Magnoliopsida, Asparagales, Orchidaceae.